Messenger RNA from Pestalotiopsis fici W106-1, 1116 nucleotides. RefSeq lists its product as uncharacterized. Gene Ontology annotation, cellular component: TRAPPIII protein complex. The record is from RefSeq and is a predicted model, not a curated record. Lineage: Eukaryota; Fungi; Ascomycota; Sordariomycetes; Amphisphaeriales; Sporocadaceae. The transcript has 2 exons. Bases 1 to 1116 code for a protein of 371 amino acids.
AUGAGCCAUCAACGGUAUCCAUCCCUCGACCCCGUCAAGGAGCCGCAUUCGGUCUCGUUAAAGGUGCUUCGACUCUCCAGGCCGUCGUUGGUCACCCAGCAUCCGCUCGCAAACAAUAUCCCCUCUCCCUCGGGCAGCGCCCGAACGAUACCAGCCUCGCUCGCCUACCAGUCCACCAACGGUAUCACAAAUCCGGAACCGUUUCUCCUGACGCCGAUCCUGAACCUGCCACCAUCCUUCGGCUCCGCAUAUGUUGGCGAAACGUUUAGCUGUACGCUAUGCGGCAACCAUGAUAUUCCACCCGAGAAUGCUGCGGUCCAAGAUUCAGUACACAACUCCAAGAAAAAAUGGAUACGCGAUGUACGUAUCGAGGCUGAGAUGAAGACACCAGGCUCUGGCACGGUCCAGAAACUCAAGCUAGGCCCUUUACCCGAACGGCCUGCACCUGCGGAUGGCGAGGAUCAGCCAGGAGCGGGUGAGGAUAGUAGAAGCGGCACGGAUCUCGAGCCCGGCCAUACCCUGCAAAAGAUUGUCAAUUUCGAUCUCAAAGAAGAGGGAAACCACGUCCUCGCUGUCACGGUUUCGUACUAUGAAGCUACGGAGACGAGUGGGCGGACACGCACCUUUAGAAAACUCUACCAGUUCAUUUGCAAGAGCAGCUUGAUUGUGCGGACCAAGGUUGGCGUGCUGCCAGCUGCUGCAUCGAGGGCUCAGAGCGAUGAAGAUAAGGAGAAUCAGACUGGCCCGGCUGAAAAUGACAAAACAGAAACAGAAGAGGCCAGGAAGGGCUGCAGAAAAUGGGUCCUUGAGGCCCAGCUUGAGAACUGCUCGGAAGAUGUGAUGCAACUAGACCGGGUGCAACUCAACCUCGAGCCCGAGGCACCCUUGAGGUUUAGGGAUGCCAAUUGGGCAGUCAGUUCCAGCGCAAAGCCGGUACUGCAUCCAAGUGAGGUUGAGCAAGUUUGUUUCUUGAUCGAGGAAGACGGCCGCGAGGCGCCAGUCGAUGAGCAAGACGGCAGGGUUCUCUUUGGCAAACUCGACAUCGGCUGGAGGACCGAGAUGGGCAAUCGUGGAUUCUUAUCUACAGGCAAGCUAGGCGCAAAGGUGGCCAAAUAA